UCUUCAAUCAAUACCUCUCCCUUCUCCACUUUGUUUCUCCAGAGAGCAAAACCAGAGCUGGGCUGGGUGGGUCAGUUCUUCAGGUACCGGGGCUAGGACAGGGCGUGGAGAGGAGCAGUCAGAAACGCAGACGCAGCGCCAGGCGCACUGGAAGUGCAGAGGACGCGCCCGCCUGCUUGCCUGCUGCGCGGGUGACCUCUAGUUUCAGCUAGGAACCUGGGCGGAGGAGUUACAGAGGAACCCACGGAACUGACUUCAAGGCGAGACCAGACUGUGGUCUCUAUGAACCUUCCAUUUUCUGCUGUCCUCCUCGUCCGCUCCAUGCCCAAGAGCUGCGCUCCAGAGCUAGGGCCAGAAGAGCCAUGGAGGGACCGAGUGUUCAGUGCGCCCAGCCGCCGCCCGCGGGAUCCCAGAUCGGGGUACCCCAAGCCAACCUCUCUGCUGCUCCUUCCCACAACUGCAGCGCCUCCGAGAGCUACAUUUACCAGGACUCCAUUGCCCUACCCUGGAAAGUACUGCUGGUUGUGCUGCUGGCGCUCUUCACCUUGGCCACCACGCUUUCCAAUGCCUUUGUGAUCGCCACGGUGUAUCGGACCCGGAAGCUGCACACCCCGGCUAACUAUCUGAUAGCUUCCCUGGCCGUCACCGACCUGCUAGUGUCCAUCCUGGUGAUGCCCAUCAGCACUAUGUACACGGUUACGGGCCGCUGGACACUGGGACAGGUGGUCUGCGACUUCUGGCUGUCGUCGGACAUCACCUGUUGCACUGCUUCCAUCAUGCAUCUCUGUGUCAUCGCCCUGGACCGCUACUGGGCCAUCACGGAUGCCGUGGAGUAUUCAGCUAAAAGGACUCCCAAAAGGGCGGCUGUCAUGAUCACUCUGGUGUGGGUCUUCUCCAUCUCUAUCUCUCUACCGCCCUUCUUCUGGCGUCAGGCCAAAGCCGAGGAAGAAGUGUUGGACUGCUUAGUGAACACCGACCACGUCCUCUACACGGUCUACUCCACGGUGGGUGCUUUCUACUUACCCACCCUGCUCCUCAUCGCCCUCUAUGGCCGCAUCUAUGUGGAAGCCCGCUCGCGGAUUUUGAAACAGACGCCCAACAAGACCGGCAAGCGCUUGACCCGAGCCCAACUGAUCACAGAUUCCCCUGGGUCCACGUCCUCUGUCACCUCCAUUAAUUCGCGGGCUCCCGAUGUGCCCAGCGAAUCUGGGUCUCCAGUGUAUGUGAACCAAGUCAAAGUGCGAGUCUCCGACGCCUUGCUGGAAAAGAAGAAACUCAUGGCCGCUAGAGAGCGCAAAGCCACCAAGACCCUGGGGAUAAUUUUGGGAGCAUUUAUUGUGUGCUGGCUGCCCUUCUUCAUCAUCUCCCUGGUGAUGCCUAUCUGCAAGGAUGCCUGCUGGUUCCACAUGGCCAUCUUUGAUUUCUUCACGUGGCUAGGCUAUCUAAAUUCCCUCAUCAAUCCCAUCAUCUAUACCAUGUCCAAUGAGGAUUUCAAACAAGCGUUCCAUAAACUGAUACGUUUUAAGUGCGCAAGUUGACUUGCCAAUUGCAGUGGGGUCGCCAAAGCGACCUUUGGGGACCAAGUUGGGUCUUUCCACAGGUAGGUGGAAUCUUCUUUCGCUGUUACUGGGUCCGAACAAGGCUCUCUCUUCUGGGCAAGGGCAAUGGAUCCUGAGAAGCCAGGACAGCCCUGAGAGCUCUGAAAGGAGAACUGUUCAAACUAAAUGUAGAGCUUCCCUGCUGAGGAGAAGGUUCACCUCCUCCCCUCAAACCUUGGGCUCAGCACAGAUACUGCGGCAGCCAAUCACAAAGGGGUUUGCAACUUAAAAAUUGAUGAUGGAUAGGUGAUCCCUGCCCUGCUUUAGUAUCACGGAUGAUGCCCUCUAAAGCCAGUGGUACUUGUAGUUGUUGUCUGAAGCCUGUCUGAGACAGAUCUACAAACAGCCUGGCAGUACUUGAACUAGACACUUAAUACCCUGUGUUUUGGGGAGAACAUUGUGUUACAGCUUAAUUUAAGAACAGUUACUUUGGCAUUCUUCAGUCUUCAGUUUUUGUUUAUUUAAACUUGGUUGGAGAAACUUGUGGAUUUGGUGCUUCAAACCCUAAAUGUGUCUUGGAUGGCGCAGAGAACCUUGAAGAGUUAACAGCAAAAUUCUGAUGCUAAGAUCUCUAUUUUUAUUAUAACUGAAACUAUAUAGGGUGGGCGGGUGGGAGUGGGAGAUGGGAGUGAUAUAUUGAGAAUCAACACCUAUGAUUGUUUUCUGCAGAUUUCUAAUUUUUUAAAUUCUUGUUUAGUGAUUGUCAAACUACAACUUUCACAACUCAAAAUAUUUUGUGUGCUAGUGCCAAAGUCUGCAGAUUACUUUAUUUUUUCCUCCUGAUUUCCAUGUGCUUGUCAUUUUACACACUCAAAUCCCCAUAAAUGAAGGGUAUAAUGGGCAAUUCAGCCCAAAGUGCUGCUAUAAGUCUUAUUAAUGCAGUCGGUUAAACCGAUUAGUAUUAGAUAUAUACUGUUCCUUGAAAAGAAAAGUAUCUCUCUUCUUUAUCCAAUUAGGUGAAAUGUAAAGAAGACUAAUGAAAUAGGAAUGGUUGUUAUACAGUUAAGGAAUGAGGGGGGCAAUGGAGGAUGUAUAUUUUGACUUGUAAAAAAAAUCUUAAAAUGCAUGAGACAUUUUUUCUGAUAGUCAUUUGCACUCUCCUCCCCAUCUGUGAUUCCUUUGUGUGUGAGCAUAUAAAGUAACCAGGAGAACUAGUUUUUGUCUCCAGAAAUCUUCAAUAUGCAGCAAGAGCCCUAAAAUCUGUAUGUAUUGGGAUAGGAGAAAGAAACUUGUUU
This is a messenger RNA of Marmota flaviventris (yellow-bellied marmot), 2833 nucleotides long. It is a transcript of the gene Htr1b, whose product is annotated as 5-hydroxytryptamine receptor 1B. The record is from RefSeq and is a predicted model, not a curated record. Gene Ontology annotation, biological process: vasoconstriction; positive regulation of MAPK cascade; chemical synaptic transmission. Gene Ontology annotation, molecular function: G protein-coupled serotonin receptor activity. Gene Ontology annotation, cellular component: plasma membrane. NCBI's taxonomy places the organism in Eukaryota, Metazoa, Chordata, Mammalia, Rodentia, Sciuridae.